UAACAAUAUAUAAGUAUAUCAUCAUAUUUAGAAAUGAAAAGGCUAAUAUAGAGUACUGACUUUAAUGUGGCAAUUCCUAUAAGUAGCACAAAACAUGCAAUUAAUGAUGGUUUGUUAGUUUAUAAAAUUAUUGAUAGAUUACUUCAUGUUCCAAAAAUAUAAAUGUUCAUCACCAGCAAUUUUAGGGGAUGUCUUUCGUUGUAAUACACCAGUCUAAUCUUAAUUAUCACCAAUCGAAAAUUAAUAAAAAAGUUGCUUUUCACUUUUAUCAGACAACUGUGAUUUUUCUGUUAAAGAUGUAUCUCGAAAAUAUAAUAACUUAUCUCGAUAAUAAAGCAUUUAAAAAGAAAAUGAAGAAGAAACAGUUAAAAUUUAGCGAAUUAUACAACAGGAAUAAAUAAUUCUAGAAGAAUAGGAGAUUUUAAAUAAAAAAUUACAAAAUAUCAGAUCAGAUACAUAUUAAUAAUUAGAUGAACUUGAUAAAUGUAAAUAAGAUUAUAAAUAUUUUAGAAUAUCUACAAAAGAGAUAAGAAAUUAUUAAAUAACUAUAAUUUUCAAUUGGCUAAUAUGGUAGUAAUUUUAGGGAUAGUUAAAUUAAAGAACCACCAUUAAAAAGUGCUUUAAAGAAAAAAGAAAAUAAAAGAUAACAUACUUAAGAUAAAUAUUAAAAUGAAUUAAAUGAUGAAGAUUCCUAAGAUGACUGGAACUUUAUACAUUAAGCUAAAAUUAAUCUUGAAAAAUAAAGAACACAUUAAAAUACUGACGAUGAAAGAACUCCCUCCAAAGUUCGAUUUGUAAGUACUAAAGAUUCUAAUUAGCAUAAGAAGAUGCGAAAAAGCAUUAAUAUAUCUGAUUUAAACAUGUUUUAAAAAUUUAGGCAUUGA
Paramecium sonneborni is the source of this 884-nucleotide messenger RNA. Lineage: Eukaryota; Ciliophora; Oligohymenophorea; Peniculida; Parameciidae. The record is from the annotation of a GenBank genome assembly.